AUGUCCGAAUCAGGUCCACCAUAUCCGAAACGCCAGAGAAUUUCACAGGCCUGUAAAGAAUGUCGAAAGCGCAAAUCCAAAUGCGGUGGUGAAUAUCCCUCCUGCCUGGUCUGCGUCUCAACGAAACGCGCGUGUUCCUACGACCAGAGCUUCCGAAAGCGUGGGUUGCAGUCGGGCUAUGUGCGAGCUUUAGAAGCACUGCUAGGCACAUUCACCCGCAACUCUCCCGAGGCUGAACGGAAAAUCCGAGCAUCCCUUCGUUCUCCCGACUUGCAAGGUGAACUGAAUGAGAACCGGUUCACGGAUGUCGCUGUCGAAGCUUGGCGAACUUCUGGUCUCUCAAAAGACAUUGAACAACUUUUGGCAGCCUCAGAGGAUGUUUUCAGCACCUCCAGAGUAGCUCUUUCACCCAUCGCCCACACAGACGCCGAGGACGAGCGGGCGAAUGAGGCUACACGCCGGGAAGAGUCUGCCAGGCAGCCAUUACUAGUCCCAAAUGCUCUUCCUGUUUGGCAUGGUCCGACACAAAACCUUCCUGAUAGCCCCUUGCCAGUCAACACAUCGGACAUGGUGGAAUUCUAUUUCGCACAGAUUCAGUGUUGGUUCCCGGUCUUGGAGCGCCGGGAUAUCCUGCGCAUUCUACACUCCGAGACUCCUCCUUCGGCUCUUACAAAAAGCGACAAGGCCCUGAGAUCGUGUCUCUGGGCUAUAUCUGCCUUGGUGACCGCUCAAAGACGCUUUUCUGCCCAGGUACGUCUCAAUUAUGAGAAGAUCUUGGUCGGUCUCUGUCUGCAAAUAAAAGAACACGAACAGCAACCAGAACUGGGGCAUAUCCAGUCCAUAUUAAUCAUUGCACUCCUAAAAAUCGGAUUGGGUCAGCUUAAUGCUGCGUGGACGUCGAUCGGUGCGGCCAUCAGAAUGCUUCUUGUGGCCCAAGAGCGUCCUCCGCGCUACUUGCACACUUUGUUUGGGUGCAUAAUGCUUGACAACUAUCUCUCUUCCCUUUUACGACAAGGCUCCUACUUUUCACCGAGCGACCAAAUCUAUCUUGCCAAAGUGGACGAAAAUUCCGUGGAAGAAUGGGAAUACUGGAACCCGCCCUCAGAGUGUACAACCGUUGCCACCGAAAGGAAGAAAGCCCCGAUGCGAUCGCUCAGUAUCCUGAAUCUGAUGACGCAGCUUAUGUAUCAUCUAACAAAGACCAACGAACAAAAUGUGGACGACGCAAGGCUUGUCGAAGAUAUAGCUGCUCUGCAGACCUGGAAGGCAGAUCUGCCCGGACAUCACCGGAUCUCAAGCUCUAAUUCUUCAAAUCCCUCUCUUUUGAAUCUACACCUAAUGUGGAAUUUCGUCAUGUGCUCUUUGCUGAUGAAGAUCACUACCCUCCAAGACACUUUCGUUGAAUUGGCAGAACAAAGCGCAACCUCUACCAUGGAGCUGCUCAAUAUCAUUUCAAGAGACAUGGGCAUGCAGUUCCCGCUGUUGCUGGGCUACACCUCCCAAGCUUGGACUUCCUUGCACGUUCUGGUUCGCCCGGAGGUAGACAGCAGUGCAGGCUCGACCAAGGCGCGGCUUCUCGAGUUGAAGGAAAGCUUUCAUCAAUAUUGGCAAACCGGGAACUAUGGCCCAGCAAACCAGCCGCACGAGGCUACUGAAACCGGACAAUUCCAUCUAGAAGCUCUAGAGCGGACGCCCUUGAUGUUUCCUGGAACAUCCUCCUCAAAUAUGCAUGCAGAACAUCCGACUCCCAGUGAAUCGGUUGCGGACGCUGAGCGCCAUCCGACAUGUCUGCAUCAAUCUUUCCCGGAGGUGCAAACUCCCGCCACCCAAAUUGAGGGGCUCGCCACGAAUCAGGCUUUGCCAGCAGAACUGGAACCUAGUAGCGAUCUGGAGAACCUUGAUGUGCCCAGCACAGACCAAUUCAGUGAUGUGAAUGAUUUUGAUGCUAUUUUCAACCAAGGGCCGUGGAUAGCGCCGAUGAGGAGGUAA
Molecule: messenger RNA, 1989 nt
Organism: Cyphellophora europaea CBS 101466
Lineage: Eukaryota; Fungi; Ascomycota; Eurotiomycetes; Chaetothyriales; Cyphellophoraceae
Exons: 1
Coding region: 1-1989 (662 amino acids)
Biological process (GO): DNA-templated transcription; positive regulation of transcription by RNA polymerase II
Molecular function (GO): DNA-binding transcription factor activity, RNA polymerase II-specific; DNA binding; zinc ion binding
Source: RefSeq, a predicted model, not a curated record